Molecule: messenger RNA, 1680 nt
Organism: Seriola dumerili (greater amberjack)
Lineage: Eukaryota; Metazoa; Chordata; Actinopteri; Carangiformes; Carangidae
Gene: ing2
Product: inhibitor of growth protein 2-like
Exons: 2
Coding region: 101-946 (281 amino acids)
Biological process (GO): positive regulation of DNA-templated transcription
Cellular component (GO): nucleus
Source: RefSeq, a predicted model, not a curated record
CUGCCCUACAAGCUGCAAAGUCGCCAAGCAUUUGAUUUUAACUGUAUAUUUUCCACAUUUCCUCCAUAUUCUUUUAGUGCCUCUAUGCAUCGUAGAGACGAUGUUAGGCCAUCACUAUCCAAAUGCCGACAAGUCGCAACAACUGGUGAACUAUGUGGAGGAUUAUCUGGAAUGUGUGGAGUCCCUACCUUUGGACAUACAAAGAAAUGUUUCCCUGCUUCGAGAAAUUGAUGCAAAGUAUCAAGAGGUGCUGAAGGAGGUGGAUGAAGUGUUUGAGAAGUACAAAGGUGAGCAGGAUGCAGCUCAGAGGAAGCGCCUGCAGAUCCAGCUGCAGCGGGCGCUCAUCAUCAGCCAGGAGCUUGGUGACGAGAAGAUCCAUGUGGUGACCCAGAUGACGGAGCUGGUGGAGAACCGCUCCCGCCAAAUGGACUCCCACUCCCUGUGCCUCCAGGAGCCCAGCGAGGCAGAGCGGCUCACCACAGAGCGCCGCUCCAGUGUCCAAGAGCCCCCUGCCCCUGAGCGCACUUCAACCCGGCGCCCACGGCGCCAGCGCAACAGCGAGAGCCGUGACUCCAGCCACCCGUCGGCCAACGGGUCUAUGGUGGAUGACGCUUCGGAGGAGCUGUCCAUCCCUCCUCCCCGGGAAAAGAAGUCCAAGUCUGCUAAGAAGAAGAAGCGCAAGUCCAAACAGGAACGGGACGCCUCGCCGGUAGAAUUCGCCAUCGACCCCAAUGAGCCCACCUACUGUCUCUGUGAGCAGGUGUCUUAUGGCGAGAUGAUUGGCUGUGACAACGACCAGUGCCCUAUUGAGUGGUUCCACUUCUCCUGUGUGGGCCUGACCUACAAGCCCAAGGGCAAGUGGUACUGCCCCAAAUGCAGAGGGGACAACGAAAAGACCAUGGACAAAAGCCUAGACAAGAACAGAAAAGAUCGCCGUUCCAGGUAGUGACCUUCAUCUCGAAGAGGUCUUCAGCCCGAGGGUUAGGACUGUCGGUCGUAGUUGAUAACAGUACUCGUGAUGUUGUAAGAGCACAAUCGAACACCAUUAGUAGCAGCGCUUAUUAAUCAAGGACGAGUUGUAUUUGAACUUGUGCUGUUACAUCACUGAUUGUUCCCACUGGCUAUAAGUGCACUGUGGUCUGUAGGAAGUCCAGCUGCUGCAAGAAUCAUCAGCUUGAAGCUGCCAUCAUCCUCAAGUGUUUUGCUUUUUGUGGGACUUUUUUUUUUUUUAUUAUUUUGACUUAUAAGAAAAAAAAUGAAAGCAUCGUUUGGUUUAGUAUCCCUUUUCAUUCUGGUCACGUUCCUAAUAAAAAAUAAGGUAUUCCUGCUAAUGGUCAUGAUCUUCUUCAGUUUUGGCCAAACUCUUUAUUUUAACUUUCUAAAUUAUACUCAGUUGUUUGGAAUCUGUCUAAAUCUGUCUUUAUACAAUAAUGGCUUCUAGAGAAUAACCCUCACAUGUUAUAUGUUUACAAGAGAUUGAUAUUUAAUUGAGGAGAUGAUUGUUGAUGGGACACUGGAAUAGAGCGUCAUGUUUGUGGACUUAACGUUUUCACUGGUUCACUAUCACUAUUGUGUACAUUUCUUUUUAUAUUCAUUAAAACAAAGUAUUGUCAUUCAGUUACCUGCUCUGUUUUCUUCGCUAUGAAGUCAGCCAUGUUAGUCACCAGUCAUCAGUCCAAC